Molecule: messenger RNA, 1771 nt
Organism: Brachypodium distachyon (stiff brome)
Lineage: Eukaryota; Viridiplantae; Streptophyta; Magnoliopsida; Poales; Poaceae
Product: putrescine hydroxycinnamoyltransferase 1
Exons: 2
Coding region: 256-1680 (474 amino acids)
Molecular function (GO): acyltransferase activity, transferring groups other than amino-acyl groups
Source: RefSeq, a predicted model, not a curated record
CGUUCCAUCAAGAUUGGCACGUGACCGACGGACUAACAAAUUUGCAAACAUUGUGUCGGCAGUAAAUGUACCUACUAAAUGAAACCUGACGCAAUCGUACACGAUGCUUUUUGAUUGACUUUACUACGACGAACGAAUCCGAUUUAAGCUCGAGAAGUCGAGAUGAACUAGUUGAAGUUCAACUGCUUUCACUGAAUUGCCAAAUUCUGCAUUGACCCUGCUCCCCUGAGUUUCCCCCAUGAAUCCCAUCUUCGGAUGUUUAAAUGGGAGUGCUAUUCAGCGGUUCAGCAACCAAGUAGGCAAGUACCACCAUCGACCUCUCCAGCUCUCCUAGCUCACUCGCUCCCAGACAGAGAAAUGGCAGUGGAAAUCCUGGAAUCCUGCAUGGUGACGCCCAGCGAGGCGACGCCGACGAACGCGGUAUGGCUCUCCAACCUCGACCUCCUGGUGGCCAGGGGCCACACGCCCACCGUCUACAUGUACCGGCCGAGCUCUGACCGUCCGGACACGGCCUUCUUCUCGCCGGACGUCCUCAAGGCCUCGCUCUCCAAGGCGCUCGUCCCGUUCUACCCCCUCGCCGGCCGGCUCGACCAGGACGCCGCCGGCCGCCCGGAGAUCCACUGCGGCGGCGAGGGCGCCCUCUUCGUCACCGCGCGCGCUAACGCCACGCUCGACGACCUCGGGGAUUUCGCCCCGUCCGACGAGCUCCGCCGGACGCUCGUCCCCUCCGCCGAUGCCGAGGCCGGCGUCCACGCCGGCAUCUUGGCCAUGUUUCAGGUGACCUUCUUCAAGUGCGGCGGGGUGUGCCUGGGCGCCGCCAUCCACCACACGGCGGCGGACGGCCUCGCGGCGCUCGACUUCGUGAACUCCUGGGCCACCAUUGCGAGGGGCGGCGACGACGACGUCCGCGGCGUCCUCCCUUGCCUCGACCGCACGCUCCUCCGCGCGCGUUCCCCUCCGUCCGUGCGCUUCGACCACGCCGAAUACUCCCGGCGCGGCGACGUCAGCGGCGGGCCGUCAAAGCCCACAAGAGUCCCGUUCGACUCCGCCAUCCUCCCCAUGUCCAAGGCCCAGAUCGACGUGCUCAAGUCCGGCGAACACGGCAAGAGGCUGUCCACGUUCAAGGCCGUGGUGGCGCACGUGUGGCGGAGCGCGUGCGAGGCGCGCCGGCUGGACGGGGCCGAGGACACGCGGCUGUACAUCACCGCCGACGCGCGCUCCCGCGUCCAGCCGCCGCUCCCCCGCGGCUUCUUCGGCAACGCCAUCUUCCGCGCCUCGGCGGCGGCCAAGGUCGAAGACGUCGUGGGCCCCGGCAAUGGGCCGCCGCGCCUCGAGCCCGUCGCGGAGAUGGUCGCGGGCGCCACGGCCCGGCUGGACGACGAGUACGUGCGGUCGCUGGUGGAUUACCUGGGCCUGGAAGACGCGGCGGGGCUGCGCAAGGGGGAAUGGGUCAUGCCGGAGACGGACCUGUGGGUGAUCAGCUGGCAGGGCCUGCCGAUCUACGGCGCCGACUUCGGGUGGGGCUCGCCGGCGUUCAUGGGCCGAGCGUGUCUGCAGUUCAGCGGGCUUGUGUACCUCGUGCCCGGCCCCGAUGGCGACGGCCGGCUCGACGUCGUGGUUGCCAUGGAGCCUGGUAGCUUGGUUAGGUUCAGAGAGGUGUUUUACCGGGGACUUAAUUAACCACAUUCUGUUCGUAUUCAAAAAUAUUUAUUUAUGGUUAUGAUGAUUUUAAUCACAUUAAUAAUAUAUUAGUGAACUUAUUUUGACCAAA